AGUACUCAUUCGCAUGGUGAAAAAUAAUAGUCCGCAGUCUGCGUCACACUGAUCGAUUUAACGGCUUGCCAUAAUUAUGGCGAACUUUCCGAUCUUGCAAGAAAUAGAAGGUGAAUGGACAUCAAGUAAAACGGUGGAAAUAAUGGGCUUAAGAAUUCCGGCGUAUUUUACUGACGAUCCCCAGGUUCUGCUCGACUACAUUGUCAACUUCAAAACGAAAUCAGACGACGUGUUUAUAGUCAGCUAUCCAAAAUCAGGUAAAAUAUUGUCGUUAUUUUAAUAGUUGUUGCUGUUUUAUCGCAGGUAGCCCAAGGUGAGGUAAAAAUAAAAUUAGGAGAUCGCUAAAUAGCGCAAUAUAUAUGUUGUGGUUCAAUUUUUUCCUUGGUUUAAAUUUUAUUUUCCUUUGUUUCAAACUCAUUAUCAUACAUUACCAUACCCAAAAACAAAGGAAAAUAAAAUUUAAACCAAGGAAAAAAUUGAACCACAACAUAUACACGGUUGCAUACGUUUUAAAUACAGCAUUCGAUUCAUUAUGAGUGCCCCACUUUUAACGGCUUUAGACCUUCUCCCACGACUUUAUUUCAUGUGCUCAUCCCCAGGGCCUUGAAAUGGUGUUGUGGCCAGGGCUUGGUCUAGGAGUGACUUGAUUAUAGACUUCAAAGCUACUUAAAGUUUAAACUCAGUACUGACACUUGACUUUGAACGAGCAGUUAAAGGGAAACAUGGUAUAAACCAGUACUGGGUCGGUGGUCAGUUUGGGAUUCUCUUCUUCUCAGUUUCGUCAUUUGCUGAUAUAAAACUGUAGAUUAAAUUCUCCUCUAACUUGCCCCUAAUUUUUUAAAAUCAAAUUCAAAAAAAGUAUUAUUUUCUGUAUCCCUAGUAGUGAAUGAGCUUCCUCGCACGUCCAGUUGUAGGGCAUCACACGUAACGCUUUCUUCCCGUUUCAGUGCGAACGUUUGCAUGAUGAGCCAAAGGAAUGUGUGAAAAUCAGAAAGGUUUAUGCUAGUCCGUAAUCUACUUCUCUUGUUUUGCCUGUGUAGAGCAGAGUUUAAAAUACAAUUCGUAGCCCACUUUUGGUACCUGGUCCUUAAUUUCAAGUCUGUGUUUUAUAUCCAGUCCUCAAUUUGUACAAAGUACGCCUUCCGCAAUCCGCAGUCCUUACUCCAUGUUUCAAAAUGACCGGCUAUUCGAAGGACUUAACUUAGAAAUUGUAUUUAAUAAAUUCUUUAUCAAAAAGUAGAAGUCUCAGGGCCUGUCCUCGAAAUAGAGACUCCUGUAGUUUUAUUUUUGUGAGCAAUAAUUCUUUGCAUUUUGAGUGGUCGCUUGGUUACGGGAGGUUCGACUGUAUUUGCGACCUUGGUCUGAUUUCAAGGAGCGUAAAAGACAAUAUUCCCUGAGUAAUUUCAUAUUUCCUACACUGAGAGAACAAAACAAACAGCCAUCUGCUUCACGAAUUAAGUAAAAUCACCCCAUGCUCAAUAUUAUGCUCUGCUUCAUCUUCAAGUAUUUGGGAGUCAAAGCAACCACGAGGGCGAAGACAGCAAUAGUUCUUCAUAGUUUGCAACAUACGCGUAUAGCCCUCGCAUCUGCCCGUUGAAUUUUUCACUCUCUGUAUUACUUUGAAGCUAGAAAACAAUAGAACACUCAAAGGGGCAAAUGCAAUGGCGAUAUGCGCGUAUACUGAAAUUGAAUGCACCCUAUCAAAGCAACAACAACUUGGCACGUACAGCACAGUUCUGAUACAUUCCCCUCGGAGUCACUGCAUGCGGGCUACGACCUCGGCCAAUUUCGUUUCAUGGAGAACGUCAGACACAAGGCGACGAUUUUCUUUUUUAAACUUGCAAACCCUACUUAAGAAUUCUGUUUGACAAAUCGAACGAGGUGUAAUUAAAAGCUCCAUAUUAUGCUCUUACUACAAUGACGUUUUUCGCUUCAAAUCCUAUCAAUUGCAAAUAUAAAUUUCUUCACAGCAAUGGUGUCGCCAGGGUUUUUUUUUCCAGAGGUACCCACAAUUUUCUAAAUCUAUCAGUUCUCUCCCUCAUCGUCUAAAAAUCCCGGCCUGAUUGCCUUCUCCUUUCUUUUGAGUAUCGUGGGGUUAUACAAGAAGGGAUGGAAUGGCAAAUGGGUCGAAACCUUUGUACAGUUCCUUUAUCCUGCAGCUGCAAGCAGAGGUAUCUCUUUUGCGUGGCUGUUAAUGUUUUAUGCCGUGUAAACAAACCAACUAAGUGACAGACAAGCCACGCAAACGACUUCGUAAAAAAGCCAUGCAAGAAGGUCCUUUAAGUCCUUAAAAAACAAAGAGGAAGAAAAAGGAAAACAAUUCCCUAGUAGACAUACUACGCCUCAUUCAAAGCGAGUUCCAAACAGUUUGAAAAAGUUUAAAAACUGAAAGGAAAACUCUGACUUUCGGGGUAUUAUCCAAAAGGUAAAUACAUCAAAGACUCUAAUCUAUAACAGCAUUGUUCGUUUUUUGAAAAAAAAAAAUUGCAAUUUUUGCCCCGAAGCCUGCUUGUUUAUAAACUCAACAUGUUAAACCGAAAUAAACGCCACCCCCAGAUAAACGCCGCCCUCAAUUUAACGCCGUAGAUUGAACCAAAAUUACCAAUAAACGCCGCACCCUUCGAAUAAAAGGCGCACCCACUAAAGAAUGCGGCGUUUAUUCGAGGAUUGUAAGGAAAAAUCCGGUACAACUCAGUAGAAAGACACCAACCAAACAGUUAUGAUUCUACCUCAGCAAAAAAGCCGGACAUUAGAACUUGCUAUAUCUUUCUGUAUGAUUUAUCGUAAUUGUUGUCAGUAAUGUAACAAAUGUGAUUUUGAAAGAAAUGGCGCCCUUACAUAAACGCCGCAUCAGAAACGACAAAUAUUAUAAUAUUAAGCCGCGGCUUUUAGCGAAAGGAAUGGGGUAUGCUUGUUCUUUGUGAGAGCACUUUGAAAUUAUCAUAGUCCAUCUUAAUUCUCGCUUUUAAACAAAUGGCAAUGAGUAGCAUUAAUAAAGAAGAGCUGUUAUCUCCAAUCCAUCAACAAUCUUGGACAAAACUGUUGAGAAAAUUGCAUAUUUGGGGGGCAUUUUUUCUGAACUUCGUAGCUGACCGAUUCUUCCCUCCCCCCCUCCCCCUGGAAGCAGUGUUGUUGGGUCUUCAAAAGAAAGCCGGAUCCCUAAGCAUUUGUAGGAAGCAACUUUGAAUUGGGGGAGGGGGUAUUCUUUACGCAAAGCCGUUGAUUUGGAAAUAGUUUUGUUGCGUUAGGUAGUGUGCAUUAAUGAAAACAUUUUCUCGAGUAGUUUUGUCCAGGAUUGAAGGUUUCCCAGAUCACGCCACGAUUGGUAUUCCAAAGCACAAAAAGCGGCAAAAUCACCCCCCAUAUCCGCGAAAUCCGGCUAAAACGCAGUAAAACGUGGCUCCGUAUCACAGACCACAAUCGUGGAUAAAUCUUUACAAGGGUCAGAUACUGCGCAUGCUUGUGCUAUUCAUGAACACACUGAAUGUUAGAUACAAUGGUUUCAACACCAUCGAUGUGUCCCCUGCGAUCUAGGAAUCGCGUCACCAUUUGCGCUGCGAUUUGCCCCUGCUACGAAAAAUCGAACAACGUUCCGCGAAAGGUGACUUCCAUCGCGCCGCGAAUGGUAUUUCACGGCGCGAAAGGCGGCAAAAGUCGCGUCGAGAAUGCUGUGACAAUCAAAUGCGGAUUAAAUGAUGACAGCAAUCAAGGAAACUAGUGUUUUACAGAACUGCUUCAUCCCCUUUUCGCCUGAGACAAUUGUUAUUUUCAGUUAAAGCUAUUGUCGGGGUUUUUAGUCGAAACAGCAAUUUCCAGUUGCGGGUAUUUCUUCUCGAGUUCCAGGAGGAUGUCUGCAUUGAAAUGGUAUCUUAAAUAAUUUGUUGUCUCUUUAAGGAACAACAUGGCUUCAAGAAAUUGUCUGGCAGAUUUACCACAAUGGAGAAGUCAACAGCAAACGAAUUGAAGACCGUGUUCCGUUCUUAGAAGAGGCUACUAAAUCAAAAGAAUUGCGACCAGACAUUGUUAGUUUACCAAGCCCCCGCCUAAUUAAGACACACCUUUCUUAUGAAGCUAUACCUAAAGGUACAAACGAAGAAACAACGUGCAAGUACAUUUACAUCGCUCGAAAUCCAAAAGAUGUUGCAGUGUCAAAUUAUAAAUUCCACACAAGCUUGAGUAAAGAUACUGGAUUAAAUGCACCUUGGGAAUUUUAUGCCAAUCUCUUUGUUCAAGGAAAAAGUAAGUGAUGUUUUUGUUCAGGGGGGGGGGGGGGAAAGGUACUCCAUAUUAGGCCUUUCCCGAUUGUGUUUGGCAACGUUUGAGCAACUUUUGGCGUUUGCUGCAACUUUUUGAGGUUCUAGCAGCCUCGAGCAAAUUGUGCCUUUCUGAGCAACUUUUGAGCAAAAUAUAGAGCACAUAUCAAGGACGAAAAAGUCAACGAUUUCAUAAAAAACUUUAAUUCGUGCGAAUUUCUUGUAUGUUUAUCAACUUUUUAAAUUCUUUUUUGUAAAUUGAAAAUAGCUAAGUUUCCAGCUAUUUUUCUUGACCGAUGUUAGUAAUUAUUGUGAAGAACGAAAAACCGAGCUUUUGAAAUUUAGGGAGCAAGUUUUUGGAUUUUUGGCAAUUUUUUAGCAACUUUUUGGCAUUCCAGUGAGCAACCUUCCAAAAUCGGGAAAGGCCUACUCCCUAUAAGACCUAUAUGGCCAUUAGAAGGCUCCGCCCGCAAGGGGUACCUUUUCAGGCUUCACGGAUACGAAAGGGUUGUGAUUUCACUAGUUGAGCCUUAUAUGAAAAGUUAGGGAAAUCGGUCAUUUCGGUCUGUAGUAAAAAGGCCCAAUAGGGCUAACAGAUGCAUUUUUUGGCUGUAAAAAGGUCGAGAAAACGUUGUGGUAUUGAGAUUUAUUCAUAUUUUAAAGACGGUGCAUUUACAGCAGUUAAAUGCGAUGCAAUGUUCUAAACUAGGUAUGUGAAAGGAGUACCAUUUGUCAAUAGAAGGAAUAUGAAAGGGGUAUUUUUUCAGUCAAAAUUGGUAAAUUAUAGAGAAAGGGCUUGGACCUGAGGGCGAAACCUCCCCGUCCGAGAGAGAAUAGAGAACUUAAGCAACGACGACAACGACGGCUACGAAAACGUCAAUUAAAAAGUGAAGUCGCACUGCUUCAAACUUUAUCACACUUAUUUCAACUCGUUCAGUUCGUCAAAUGUUGGCAAUUUUUUCUGGAGUUGAAUUUUAAAAGACUGUAUUGAAGGUGUUGUCUUGUGUUCACGUUCUCCACAAAACGUGAAUUUCAACUUGAAUCUGACGUUUGCCGUUUGCCGUAUACGUGAGUACCUCCCGGGGAUUUUUGUAGUUGAACCUCGGUCGUGGUGCUGAGAAUCAGGAGCCCUACGUCUGCAGGGCGUUUUAACAUGAAGUCAAGGCGGCCAUGUUGGUGUUCCAAACAAAUCCUGAAAGGGAGCUGAACUCUUUUGUUUUUGUGCCAACAAAUUUGCAUACCGUAAAUCCUCUUUUAAGUCCCCCUCUCAAAUAAGCCUUUCCCUCUAAUAAGCUCCCUUCUUUUCCGGGGAAGAAGGUUAAUAAGCCCCCUCCUCUCUACCCACCUUCCCUCUACCCACCUCCCCUCCCCUGAUUAUUCUUCACAAAUGAAUGAUAGACUGUAUAAAUCAAUCACGACUGUAUAACAUCUUGUGGACUGAUCCAGGAUGGUUCGUUUAUUUACCAACUGGAACUUCGGAUUUUAUUCUGAUCCUCGGCUGCAUGACCUCCAACCCUCUUGUACUUGAGCUUUUUCGCUUCGUAUUCUAGUUCUUUAUGGAGAACUGAUACCAUCGUCUUUUCUAAAUUAAAUAAGCCCUCCUCUCAAAUAAGCCACUGUCUCUCUUAAGUUACCCUCAAAUGGACCUGAAAUAAAUAAGCCCCCCCCCCCCCGGGGGGGGCUUAAUUAAUAGACGAUUUACCGUAACUGCUGGCCACGGAAGUGAAAACGCUCUGUUCUAUAUUAGGCAUCAAAAUUCGAAACCACAACCCAGACUAACUAUGAAACCGGAAACUCUGAUUCUUCUUCUUCAUACCAAUUAUUGAUCGAUUUCCCAUAAAAAUUGAAGAAAAAAAAGAAAAUAAUUUUUCAUUGUCAAUACAUUUAUAGACCAUAGAAGUGACACAAUCCAAGAUUUGCGCCGGCUCGUUGUUCAACUUGAAAUUUGAGCAUUUUGAUGUUAUUUCUAGGGUCUUUACGAGCAUAGACGAUGAAAAUUAUUAAAUGGCCCAAAUAAUGAGGAAGGAACCCCACCUCUUCUCACACCAAACCGGAAAAAAACGGAUCGUUUCAAAGAAUCGAUCAACUUACACCACAGCCUACACAGCAGGCGCUAGUUUUUCUCGUUCUUCGGGCGAGCAUAGACUGCGAGCAGUCUCUCUUUUUCUUGAGAUUUAGUGAGGGGAGGGCACUCGCGCGCGAGCGUCGAACGGCGAAGCCGCGAGAGAGACGCGAGAAACGAGGUCGGCAGCCCAAGAAGAAAACAGAUAGGCCCUCUUUUUGUACCUCUCCCGUCUCGCGCCUUCAGUCACGCGCGUGGUCAUUUGCGUGUCUCCCACGUUUUGCUCGACGAACGAAGAAAAAAGAGAGACUGCUAGUAGUCUAAGACGAGCACGAAGCUGACGUGAAAGGAGCAAAAAACGGCGCCUUCCCACUUCGCGUGUGUCUCGCGUACCGCUUCCGCUUCGUGCUCCCAUCGUGAGAAAUAGCGCCUGUUCUGUAGGCUAUGUACUUACACAACUGUUAUACGUUACAGCACUUUGGAGUCACUGGGAUAAACAUGUACUUGGAUGGUGGAAACACAGAGAUGAUGCUAACGUCUUGUUUCUUAAAUAUGAAGACUUGAAAAAGGUUUGUAAUUAUAUUGAACGAUAACUGUUGAGCAAUUUUCAGGGGUGAAUAAAUUUAUUACAUUUGUUUUGCACUGAUUAAUGCUUGUGGCUAGAAGAAAAGUUUUUUACUCCAACUAUGACUCGAACGUUUUCAAGUCAUGAAGAUCAUAGUACGUUUUAAAAAUCAUAGGAAGUGUACCUUCUGGUAUGUUGUGACGUUGUACCAUUUUUUCUUGCUUUUGUUUUUUGUUAUUACAAGUUUGCACAAUCGUCCCCCAGAGCAAUCCCAUAUUGUAAUUUCAGGUAUGACUCACUGGCAAACUCAGAAUUAUCAGAAACACUAGUGAAGGCAAAACCACAACGACAAACCAGUGAGGGUCGGCUGGAUCUUUAGUAGACUGGAUCGGUAAAAUCUUGAGUACCAAACUUUAAAAUCAAAACAGUAAACUGAUCCUUACGGCAGGAAGAAGGAUGAAAAAAAUAUAGAAGGAAAACAAAAAUAAAGGGGUGAAUUAUAUUUUCCCGAUAUUUCGGAUUGUAGCACAAAACUUCAACGUGGUAUGCGGCUACGUGGCUACGCGAGGGGUAAUAGCUUCGAAGCGGCCGGGUUUGCUACGUAGCCCCGUAACCGCGUAGCCACUGCUAUAGGGGUAUAGCUUCGAAAUGGUCAAGUAUUCUGCAGGUAAGCUAUCUGAGCUUCUAAAAUGUCUCUUAUUGCGAAGGCCAUUAAAGUACAUUUGUAGUUCAAUUUCAGGGAUCAUUGAUAGAAGCAAACCGUUCUAAAUAGCAUUUUUAUCAAAAUACGCAUUUAUAAUUAGAUAGUCACGACUUAAGUGGCUUGAGCAUCUUCUGUACGGUUCUCAAGUGAAGCCUUUUUUAAACCCUUUGUUUCUUAUACAGAGCCGUUUUAGUGUCGUCACGCAACGCUGCUCCCCAAGGGAGGGAGGAGUGUUGCGUGACGACACUAAAACGGCUGUGUAGCAGACUAUUUGUUUCUUCCCUAAAUAGGAUCUUUUAAAACAUGUUCGUGUAAUCUCCGAGUUCCUGAACAAGCCCCUUUCAGAUGAACUCCUAAGUCGCAUUACAGAGCAGUGUACAUUCAAUGGAAUGAUGAAAAACCUGAAAAGUUACCUUCUGUCCGAAACAGAGGAUGGACCAAAAUUUCUGCGCAAGGGUGAAGUGGGAGACUGGAAGAAUUUCUUCACUCCAGAGCAAAGUGAGAGAUUUGACAAGGAAUUGUUGGCAAAAUUAGACGGGACUGGAUUAGAGUUUGAAAUGUAGCAAACCUGUUUUCAUUAGAUAUAUUCCAACUUUAUAGAAGGCGCCUCUAAAAACGUUAGGGA
Porites lobata is the source of this 8208-nucleotide messenger RNA. NCBI's taxonomy places the organism in Eukaryota, Metazoa, Cnidaria, Anthozoa, Scleractinia, Poritidae. The record is from the annotation of a GenBank genome assembly.